AUGUCGUUCCCACAGAAGCGCAAGGCUGAGGCCGAGCCCGAUAUUGAGGACGUCAUCAUGCGUGACGUCGCCAACGACGCCGCCGUUGAGCAAACCACCUACUUUUCGCGCUUCGUCAACUUUGGCGCCAACAUUCGAAAUGGCAUCGUCGACGCCGUCAAGGGCGCCUGCACGCGUGCAGUCGGCUCCGUCUUCGCCCACGGCAAUCGCCUCAUGCACUCCAUUGUCGAGGUUCGCCAUUCAACUGCAGAUGGCCUCUCCGUCAAGCGCUUCAAGCGCCUGCCCCUCAACCCCAAGAAGGCUGCCACCAAGGGCAUUCUCAAGAACACCCUACCCGUCAACUACCUGAAAGCUCUCCCCAAUGGCCAGUAUUGUUGGACAAACAGGGUCAGGGAGCACCUCGGAGUCCAGAACCACCUUCUCGUUGACGCAUUCUUCUCCAACCUCAUGUCCAUAGUCCGCGCAGAGAGGGUCGAAGACUACCUGGACAUCGACUACGCCAUCGACCCGCUAAAUGUCCCCGACUUCGUCGUCGACAGGCUCCGGGCAAGCGGCAAUGAUCCAACACUUUCCAUCUUGGUACACAACUACUACAUCCACACCACUGACAAGCGCAACCCGCAUGCCUUUGUUGACGCUGGCAAGACCUUCUUCGACAAGCUUAACAAGCUUGCUAAGAUCUACCGACUUGUCUACAACGGGCAAGGCCGCGUCCCCUUCCUGAAAGACCUGGGCUUCGAGCCAUACGACAAUCUCGAGACUGACGACAAGAAUGGCCUCCUCUCUCACAGAGAGAGACUGCACUACUAUGAAUGUGUUGUCUUCUUACAGUACAUCCUCACCCAGCGUGCCGCCUUCAACCAGAUGUGUCCAGUCCAGACCAUCGCUGGUAUAAUCGUCGACUUUGAUGCCCUCCACAAGGAUGAGGCCCCUCCCAGCUAUGUAGACUGGCCAGGAAAAUACCAGCGUGUGCCUGGCGCCUUCCCUGGUGACGAGAUGGACUCUCUCCUUUUUGACGACGUCGCCCUGAACGAUUUUGAGCCAGCCCGACUCUAUGACCACCUAAACCCGAGCCCCCGCAAAUUCGAGACCUACGAUACUCCUCCCCGCAACGCGAUGCCAAAGAAUCCCAUCUACUUUGACCAAAGGGGUUUUCCGAAGCCGCGAAGGGGCGCUCUCAGGAAUCGCCUACUCUUGGGUCGGCCCAAGAAGUCAGCUCGAUUCAAGCAGUCGCCACAACAUUGGUACAUGCCAUCGGACAAUGAGCCGGUGAAGCGCGUGUAUCCCGAGGGCACUCAGCCCCGCAAAGCCGAGACUCAAAUAUCUCCCAAAUCAGAAAAGGAGUCUGUCGAAGACACCAUACGACGGCUCAAAGAGAGAAAUGGUUCGGUCUUCAGCAUCUUGGAUUCCCACAAGGGCGAUAAGAUAGUCUACAAGCAACACAAAACCCUAGACGAGUUGUUCGACGACGACCCCCUCGGCUUCGAGGGGACGAACCAGGACUUGGUGAAGCUCAGCCGUGAGAAGCGUGACGACUUCGACACCCGCAAGCAGCUGAUAAAUGAAGCUUUCUAUCAGUUAGAGGCUGAACAGAGGGCCGAGGAAAGAAGAGUGGCCGAGGAGGCACAGCGGGCUGCCGAAGAAGCGCGCCGCCGGGCAGAGGAAGAGCGUCUUCGCGCUGAGGAGGAGGAGGUGAGACGCGUCGAAGAGGCUGGAGGGCUACGACAGCCACACAAACCCGUGGUGCCCUCACUCACCGAUGAGUGGAUUGCCAGGUCCCAGGGUACACUGCAUGCCCGCCUCAAUGCAGAGCUGGCCAAGACCCCUGAGGGAACUCCCCUCACCCGCAAGGACUUCGAAACCGUCGUCACCCCCAACCAGUGGCUCAACGAUGAAAUUGUUAAUGGUACACUUCUUCACUUGGCCAACUACAUCAACCAGAAGGCUGGUAUUAAGAAUACCCGCGUUCAGACCCCAAAGGUCCAGGUUUUCAACUCCUUCUUCGGCAAGAAGAUCUAUGAUAACGGCGGCGAGGGCACCGAGCGCCAGAUGCGACGUACAGGUAUCCGAAAGGAUACCUUCCUGGAGAUCGAGGCGGUUCUCAUACCUAUCUGCCGCGGUGCUCACUGGACCCUCGUCGUAGUCCGCCCGAAGUACCGACAGGUACAUCACUUCGAUUCUCUCAAUGGCGCUGGCAACUCCAACCUCACAGACAAUGCGUUGAAGUGGGUCCGCAUGGUCCUUGAGGACCGGUUUGUCCCGUCAGAAUGGAAUACCACGACCAUCCCCUCACCCCGUCAGCACAACUUUGACGACUGCGGCGUACAUACCGUCACCAACGGUAUUUGUGUUGCCAUGCACGUCGACCCCAUGACUUACUCAGCAGACGACAUGAACCAGCAGCGACUUCACAUCGCCGCUGUCCUACUGAAUGAUGGCUUCAAGGGAGAUUUGAGCCUGGACGACUUCUAA
This is a messenger RNA of Diaporthe amygdali, 2472 nucleotides long. Its product is annotated as sentrin sumo-specific protease. The coding region runs from base 1 to 2472 and encodes 823 amino acids. The transcript has a single exon. Gene Ontology annotation, molecular function: deSUMOylase activity. Gene Ontology annotation, biological process: protein desumoylation. The record is from RefSeq and is a predicted model, not a curated record. Lineage: Eukaryota; Fungi; Ascomycota; Sordariomycetes; Diaporthales; Diaporthaceae. Gene Ontology annotation, cellular component: nucleus.